This is a messenger RNA of Coregonus sp. 'balchen', 7782 nucleotides long. Lineage: Eukaryota; Metazoa; Chordata; Actinopteri; Salmoniformes; Salmonidae. The record is from the annotation of a GenBank genome assembly.
AUGAUGCCUGCCUGCCUGCCUGCCUGCCUGCCUGCUUGCCUGCCUGCCUGCUACCUGCCUGCCUGCCUGCUUGCCUGCCUGCUGCCUGCCUGCUUGCCUGCCUGCUGCCUGCCUGCCUGCCUGCCUGCCGCCUGCCGCCUGCCUGCCUGCCUGCCUGCUGCCUGCGUCUGUGUUAGCUCUUUGUUGAGCCCAGACCUUUUGUACUGAAACAUCCCCGGCGGAGUGUUGAGUUGUGUAGGGCUGUGUGUCCUUUACCUGUCAUCUCAGCUCUGUAGUGCUAUAUCGGACCGCUCUAAUACAGGAUGAGUAAAGGCCCAGUGAACUACUUAUGUGAAGAAAAAAAUAUAUAAAUGUUUUGUUAAUUAUUUUUAUUAACAUGAUUUUUCAGGGGGUGCUGCAGCACCCUCAGCACCCCUACUUACCACGGCUAUGGAACUAACACUACCUUUUUACUGGCUGUUAAUGUAAUAAUGCGGUCAUUGAACCACUGCAGGAACUGUCAAUCAAACGUUUUUAACAAUCAGCCAAUAGGAGAGCUGCAGUAGGGGAGAGCCUUGCUGUUUUUAGACCACAACCCAACAGCGGUAAGGAUAGGAAGAGCUAGUUUUGAGCUGCACUCAACUUCACCACACAGACCCUAUGCUUGUUGGCGCUCUCUCUCUCUCUCUCACUCUCUCUCUCUCUCUCUCUCUCUCAAUUCAAAUGGCUUUAUCAUUGCCAAAGCACGUGAAAUAGAUAAAAACAAAAGUGAAAUAAACAAUAUAAAAUGAACAGUAACAUUACACUCUGUCACGCCCUGGCUCUGGGGACUCUUGUAUGUUGAGCCAGGGUGUUAGUUUCUUUGUGUAGUGUCUAUGUUUUGUGUUCUAUGUUCAGUUUCUAGUUCAUGUGUUUUCUAGGUUGGCCGGGGUGGUUCUCAAUCAGAGGCAACGAGAAUCAGCUGUUGCUUGUUGUCUCUGAUUGGGAACCAUACUUAGGCAGCCUGUUGUGCACUUGUGUUUUGUGGGAUCUUGUUCCGUGUAGGUUUGUGUUUGUUAACCGAGGACUUCACGUUUCGUUUCGUUUUGUUGUUUUAUAUUUUUGUAUCGUGUUGCCAGUACUCUAUUAAAGAAGAUGUACGCAUAUCACGCUGCGCCUUGGUCCACUCAUUAUGACGAUCGUGACAGAAGAUCCCACCAAAACAGGACCAAGCAGCGUGUCCAGGAGCAGACAGCCUGGACUUGGGAGGAGAUUUUGGACGGGAAGGGGUCCUGGACUUGGGAGGAGAUCCAGGCCGGGAUGGAUCGCCGUCCUUGGGAGGAGACGGUGGAGGCGCGCCAUAGAGAGGAGCAGCGGCGCCAACCGGGCCGACGUCGGACACGCAAGAGGCAACCCCAAUAAUUUUUUUGGGGGGGGGGCACACGGCAUGGACGACGGGGCUGCUGGAGGCAGCUACAGGGCGAGUUUGGGGAUUAGGAGAGGAGGCCACCGGGUUUGGGGGGCUGGAAGGGAGGUUGGCGGAGCCUAGAGGUAGAGCAGAGCCAACUCCCCGUACUCAGGCUAGACAGCGUGAGACUGGGCAGGUUCCGAGGUAUGCGGAGCUGCGUACUGUGCCGCGAGUGGUCCGGCACAGUCCGGUACGUCCUGUGCGAGCACCACGCACGUGUCGUGCUAAGGUGGGCAUGCAGCCAGGACGGAGUGUGCCGGCUCAACACUCGUGGCCUCCAGUGCCCCUCCUCGGUCCCGGAUAUCCUGCGCCAGUGUCACGUGCUGUAGUGCCAGUACGAGUACACAGCCCUGUAUGUCCUGUGCUGAUGCCUCACACAGUGUGUGUAAAAAUAGGCAUUCAGCCAGGACGGGUUGUGUCAGCUCUUCGCUCCAGACCUCCAGUCCGUCUCGCCAGCCCGGCCCGGCCUGUUCCUGCUCCCCGCACCAAGCCUAUGGUGCGCGUCGCCAGCCCGGCCCGGCCUGUUCCUGCUCCCCGCACCAAGCCUGUGGUGCGCGUCGCCAGCCCGGCCCGGCCUGUUCCUGCCCCUCGCACCAAGCCAAUGGUGCGCGUCGCCAGCCCGGCCCGGCCUGUUCCUGCUCCCCGCACCAAGCCUAUGGUGCGCGUCGCCAGCCCGGCCCGGCCUGUUCCUGCUCCCCGCACCAAGCCUGUGGUGCGCGUCGCCAGCCCGGCCCGGCCCGUUCCUGCUCCCCGCACAAAGCCUGUGGUGCGCGUCGCCAGCCCGGCCCGGCCUGUUCCUGCUCCCCGCACCAAGCCUAUGGUGCGCGUCGCCAGCCCGGCCCCGCCUGUUCCUGCCCCUCGCACCAAGCCAGUGGUGCGCUUCGUCAGCCCGGUCCGGCCCAUUCCUGCUCCCCGCACCAAGCCAAUGGUGCGCGUCGUCAGCCCGGUCCGGCCCGUUCCUGCUCUCCGCACCAAGCCUGUGGUGCGCGUCGUCAGUCCGGCACAGCCCGUGCCUGUUUCACCGGUGCCUGGUCCACACCGGAGCCUAAGCAAUCCGCUCCACCGAUGUCCAGUCCAGCUCCAGCCAGCGGGGCCAGACCAGACCAGGGGCGCUACGGGGGGGUUGUUAGUGGGUGGUGGUCACGCCCGGAGCCGGAUCCGCCUCCGAGGAGGAAUGCCCACCCGGCCCCUCCCCUGUUGGGUUUAUGUUGUCGCAGUCCGCGCCUUUGGGGGGGGUACUGUCACGCCCUGGCUCUGGGGACUCUUGUAUGUUGAGCCAGGGUGUUAGUUUCUUUGUGUAGUGUCUAUGUUUUGUGUUCUAUGUUCAGUUUCUAGUUCAUGUGUUUUCUAGGUUGGCCGGGGUGGUUCUCAAUCAGAGGCAACGAGAAUCAGCUGUUGCUUGUUGUCUCUGAUUGGGAACCAUACUUAGGCAGCCUGUUGUGCACUUGUGUUCCGUGUAGGUUUGUGUUUGUUAACCGAGGACUUCACGUUUCGUUUUGUUGUUUUGUAUUUUUGUAUCGUGUUGCCAGUACUCUAUUAAAGAAGAUGUACGCAUAUCACGCUGCGCCUUGGUCCACUCAUUAUGACGAUCGUGACACACUCACAAAAGUUCCAAAUGAAUAGAGACAUUUCAAAUAUCAUAUUAUGGCUAUAUACAGUGUUGUAACGAUGUGCAAAUAGUUAAAAUACAAAGGGGAAAAUAAAUCAACAUAAAUAUGGGUUGUAUUUACAAUGGUGUUUGUUCUUCACUGGUUGCCCUUUUCUUAUGGCAACAGGUCACAAAUCUUGCUGCUGUGAUUGCACACUGUGGUAUUUCAUCCAAUAGAUAUGGGAGUUUAUCAAAAUUGGAUUUGUUUUUCGAAUUCUUUGUGGGUCUGUGUAAUCUGAGGGAAAUAUGUCUCUCUAAUAUGGUCAUACAUUUAGCAGGAGGUUAGGAAGUGCAGCUCAGUUUCCACCUCAUUUUGUGGGCAGUGUGCACAUAGCCUGUCUUCUCUUGAGAGCCAGGUCUGCCAACUGCGGCCUUUCUCAAUAGCAAGGCUAUGCUCACUGAGUCUGUACAUAGUCAAAGCUUUCCUUAAUUUUGGGUCAGUCACAGUGGUCAGGUAUUCAGACCCCAGGCUACUGUUGUAUCAACCCUUAGACCAAACACAAUUACCCAGCAGUAACUAGGCGAGCCCAGAGGCAGUACAGCCUGUUCUGUACACAGCAGUCAGUCAGUAUGGGAACUGGAGCUGUCGGACAGCAACAGGCCUAUUAUCAUUGUGAAACGGACUUGUGCUCCUGGGCCAAAAUAAUCUGACUCAGCCUGAAGCCACCAGCAUCAUUGCUUGCUAUUCCAGUAGUUUUUUCUGCUUUGGAGAGGGUUUUGCGGGCUCAGUGUGAUGAGGCAGAGAGUGCCCUGCCAUGUUUUAAACAUGAGUAGUGUGAAAGGCAAUCGCUCUCCGGAGGACACACACACUGGUCUCCUCCCGAGUAUUCUCGCGUUGCCAUGCCUCCAAAAUCACGUCGUUGUCACGCCUUCCUGUUUUAAGGAAGUCUGUUUCGCAACGAGGCUACCUCCAGAGUGCUGCUAUUGUUCACAGGGCCAGAGUGGAGCCAUCACACGUGUCCCGGCACUCACAGUGCUCUCACUGUCCACACAGUACGUGUGUGAGAGGUCUCAAACCGCAUGGCUGCAUAGAAUCACACCCAAGGAAAGCAUUCAACACUGCUCUCCUUAAUAAACCAAACAAGGGCUCUCGAACAAUUAAACUGACAUAGAAUCUUGUGUGAGAUCCUUUAGAGAAAGCAGUCUCCUUCUACUCAAUUUGUCCUUCAAUAGGUGUUUUCUUCUUAAGUGAUAAUGCCAGAGAAGCCGGUGUUUGUUGCAUACAUUGGCUUGGGUGCCAAUAUAUCCAACAAACACCGGCUUCGAGGGCAUUAUCACUUUUAUACAACGGGUUACCAUCAUUAAAAAUGUUAUUUUGAUUAAUUUAUUUGUGCUAUUUCAUCCUUCCACAAGAUAUAGUCCCAACACAAAUCUAGGGUUUCUAGAGACGCGACCCAGUCGUUCGUUCUUUUUGUUCUGUAUCUAUGGACGCGACCCAGUCGUUCAGUCUUUUUGUUCUGUAUCUAUACACGAGACCCAGUCGUUAGUUCUAAAUGUUCCAUUGCCAUACUGGCUGGCAACGUUCUUAUCCCUUGCUUGCUAGCUAGCCAACUACGGCUAACUUACAGUCACGUCUAAAAGUUCUGCCAGAAUAACAGCAAAGUAGAUGCAUUUGCAUUUGUUUAAGCUGUUUUCUAGUGACAUUUAUUUGGAUACAUCCAUAACAAUGAGCUAAUGAGGCGCGAUUUUGCCUGGCGUAGAGAAUGUGCUCACUCGUCAGGACACUGUUGUUCAGAGGAGCUAGCCAACAACACAGCUACAGUAACACAAUCACUUCAAACUGAAGCUGGAAAGACUACAAAUUAGCUGCGUUUCGUUGUACCUUUUUUCAAUGGACAUUUUUUUGGUAUACUGUAUAUCCAUAAAAAUUAUACAUUCUAUAAGAACUCUUAUACUACUACAAUAUAUCUAAUGUCUCUCUCUCUCUCUCUCUCUCUCUCUCUCUCUCUCUCUCUCCUCUCUCUCUCUCUCUCUCUCUCUCUCUCCUCUCUCUCUCUCUCUCCUCUCUCUUAAAAGUGUUGAGUCUGUGAAUGACGGUCUAUUCCACACGGUGGAGCUCCUGAUUCAGAACCACUCUCUGAGCCUGGUGGUGGACAAGGGAGCCCCCAAGAAGCUCGGCAAGCUGCCCCGCCAGCCCUCUGUGGACCACAGCACACAGCUCUACAUAGGAGGUAAACAGAGACCCAUAUAGCACAUAUACCUGAACGGACCCAUUACUCCUUAAAAAACACACAGAAGAAUCUACACUGUGCAUACCUACAGAUAUUUACAUUUCAAAUUGAAACUGGUCAACCGAUGAAAUGUCAGGCCAUCAAACCAGAAUGUCAUAAUAAUAAAACACCCUUUUUCUUCCAUCCAUCCCUCCCCUCCUCCCCCUCCCCCUCCGCCUCCUCCCCCACCUCCUCCACCUCCCCCCUCUUCCUCCCCUCCAGGCGUGCCCUCAGCAGUGGUGGCAUCAGGCCUGCGUUCAGGUCCCGACCGCAGCCCCCAGGCCUUCAACGGCUGCAUCCACAACGUCAGGAUCAACGGAGAGCUCCAGGAUCUGGGGGCAGCACCACGCAGGGUGGAAGGCAUCCUGCCAGGCUGCCACUCCUGCAGCGUGUGUGCCCAGGGCGCCUGCAGACAGACAGGCGACACGGGUGUGUCCUGCGAGUGCCCACCCAGCCGCAGUGGACCCCUCUGUGACCAGAAGACCACCACCAGCCCCUGUCAGAGCAUCAGUUAUGGCCUGUCUACAGCUACAUAUCAGACCACCACCACCCCUGGUCAGAGCAGCUGGUAUUGGCCUGUCCUAACACUACAUAGCAGGUAUGGCCUGUCUUACAGCUACCACAGACCACCCCCAGGCCCCUGUCAGACAGGUAUGCCUGCAACAGCUACAGAUCAACGACCACGCCCUGUCAGAGCAGCUGGUAGGCCUGUCUACAGCUACAUAUAGCCCCACCAGCCCCUGUCAGAGCAGCUGGUUGGCCUGUCUAACGCUCAUAUCAGACCACCACCAGCCCCUGUCGAGCAGCAGGUAUGGCCUGUCUACAGCUCAUAUCAGACCACCACCACCCCGUCAGCAGCUGGUAUGGCCUGUCUAACAGUAAUAUCAGACCACCACCAGCCCCUGUCAGAGCAGCAGGUAUGGCCUGUCUAACAGCUACAUAUCAGACCACCACCAGCCCCUGUCAGAGCAGCUGGUAUGGCCUGUCUAACAGCUACAUAUCAGACCACCACCAGCCCCUGUCAGAGCAGCAGGUAUGGCCUGUCUAACAGCUACAUAUCAGACCACCACCAGCCCCUGUCAGAGCAGCAGGUAUGGCCUGUCUAACAGCUACAUAUCAGACCACCACCAGCCCCUGUCAGAGCAGCUGGUAUGGCCUGUCUAACAGCUACAUAUCAGACCACCACCAGCCCCUGUCAGAGCAGCUGGUAUGGCCUGUCUAACAGCUACAUAUCAGACCACCACCAGCCCCUGUCAGAGCAGCUGGUAUGGCCUGUCUAACAGCUACAUAUCAGACCACCACCAGCCCCUGUCAGAGCAGCAGGUAUGGCCUGUCUAACAGCUACAUAUCAGACCACCACCAGCCCCUGUCAGAGCAGCUGGUAUGGCCUGUCUAACAGCUACAUAUCAGACCACCACCAGCCCCUGUCAGAGCAGCUGGUAUGGCCUGUCUAACAGCUACAUAUCAGACCACCACCAGCCCCUGUCAGAGCAGCUGGUAUGGCCUGUCUAACAGCUACAUAUCAGACCACCACCAGCCCCUGUCAGAGCAGCAGGUAUGGCCUGUCUAACAGCUACAUAUCAGACCACCACCAGCCCCUGUCAGAGCAGCAGGUAUGGCCUGUCUAACAGCUACAUAUCCAAGACACCUCAACAUAGGCUUUUAAUCAUAACUAAUUAAUUCAUAAUGAUCCUCAUCCUCAACACAUUACUAUAUUCACACACAUACAAAUGGACUCAUGCUUUUACACUUGCUCAUGUUUAAUAAUGUUAUAAAAUAUGAAUAAUAUGUACUCAACGUGGAUUAAUUAUUAAACACACAUACAUGACUAUUCCUCACAUGAACUGUAAACCUCUUUGUUCCAGGUGUAUCCAUGGGCUGUGUGUGCCUAAGGCAUCAUCCUACAGUUGUCAGUGUGCUGAGGGCUACACAGGGCAAUACUGUGACAGGAGAGAGGAGCCUCAAGCCUGUAGGGGACACCAGUGUGGACACGGGGAGUGUAGGGUCACAGAGAGUGGGGAGCGCUCCUGCCACUGCCAGCCGGGCUACACUGGCCCUGCCUGUGCCACAGGUGAGAGGAAUACACACGCACCUAGGCUGUUUCCAACAUAAAGAAACUGUUUCUGUAUGGACAUUCUACUGCAUACAGAAACUUGACUCUCAGAGGUCCAUAGUAAUAAUAGGCUAUAGAAUCUGAAAUCAUCCAUGUCAGAAUGAAAUAAGUUACUGUGAAGCUCUCCCAUUGACCUCUAUUAGAUCUGACGUGCCAGGGAGAGGCGGUGCGUGAGCUGCUGAAGCGCCACCAGCCCAUGAAGACAUGCACCUCCACCAGUAAGAUCCCCCGGGUGGAGUGUCCCCGCGCCUGCAACGGAGGCCUCUGCUGCGCCCCAUCCAAGAGCCGGAGGCGGAAAGUGGUCUUCAAAUGCACCGACGGGAGCUCAUUCUCUGAGGAGAUGGAAACCACCCUGGAGUGUGGCUGUGCCAAGUGCCCAUUGUAA